GCCAACACCGCGGCAGGCAGAUCUCCCCCACGACUCACCAGGAGUCGCGAGUCGGAGGCAUACAUUCGCAGCUGCCAUCACCACCGAUUCGAAAGUCGAUCCCUUGAAAGGUUCAGCGAGCUCGAGACGCCCGGCAAAGAUCGCCGUUGGCUGCUUGCCCACUCUCUGCAUCAUGUCGUCCUUUCAGAUCCUCCCAAACGGAGGGGGCCACGUCUCGACGGCUACGACGCCGCUUCGUCAGCUGCGAGCUCUUCUGCCCAGCACAAUUCAAAAUGGGACGCUGUGGGCGCUCAUAGAUGCUCUGCAAUCCACAGACUUGCUGAGCAAAUGCUUCCAGCACGAAGCUGCCAAGUGUGAUCCCAACUCUGCCCCGACUCCUGCCUCUGCUUCGAGCUCAAUCUCCUUGGACUCGGUCCUGAACAGACUGGCAACUAUCACCUCUUCUGCUCUCAAUACUCCUGCUCACGCAUCGUACGGUGCCAGACUUGCAAUCCUGCAACUGUCUUGCGAUCCGAACUCCCGAGCAUCGGAGUGGGGUACGAGCACCCUGAAUGCGCUCUUGUCCUACGGCGAAGCAGCGUCGAAGGAGGAAGUUCGUCCGGGCCGGGGUAGUGAGAAUGCCAAGCUGGCCAGUCUGUCCGAUGAUGGUGUUGGCGAGCUGCUGCAGGCGGCAUGGGUCAUCUUUGGCGAGCCUGCGAAAGCGGAGAGCAGACCCGAGUACAGAAGAACAGUUGUCAGUCCUAAUCUUAGCCGUUUGGCAACGGCACUCACUCUGCUCAUCGAGGCCGCAGCCAAGGGUCAUUCGUUCGCCCUGUCCGCAUUACCCCACGUCGUUUUGAACAUCAGGCUGCAUCCAUCCAUCUAUCGACCUUUCAGUCCUCGGCUGCACGCCGCGCUCACCAAGCUAGUCUACGAGAUAGCCCCAAGCGCAUCCUCGAAUGGUCAUCCGCAAGCCGUGCAGGCUCUCAUUUCUCUGCAUUGGACCGGACAUACGACGGGGGGCACAAGCCAGGCUGAAAAGGCAGGCAGCUCGGCUGCAGAUUUGUGGAGCGCCACCAUUCAUCCCGCCAUCUCAGCUGCUCGAUUCUCGUGGCAAGCCAUCUCCAGCACCUUUGCGCCUUCUGCGGCAGAUGUAAAAGGGCGGAAAGGUAGCGCUCCCAGCUCAGAAAGUAACAUUCUUUCAAUCUUGCCAAAGGAUCCACACGAGGCUUUGCCAAUCGCACUAGAGAGAUUGGAGUCGAUGCUUGGCUCUGCCGAUCGCAGCGGAAUCCUAAGCCUCAUGCUCUGCGCUUCGACAGCUACUGUGGUGCCUCUUCCGCUCCACGAGCUUCUCGAUACGAUCAUCAUCCCGAUCCUUUCGCUGCCCCCUGCGCCCGAGGCAGCGCCGUCAACCGACGCUUCGUUGCAGGCUCUCCAGACAGCAGCGCUUCCAAGAGCUCAGCGAAGCGCCUUGCAGUGUCUAGCAGUCUUAGCUCUUACCGUGCCUCGAGCCGGUCUGGCAUCUGCCAAGAACCUCUGGAGGCUGGUCGAUGCUCUGUCCGACUUGGUAAGCAACAAAGACACGCCUUCGACUUCGCGAUGCUCGGCAAGCAGAGCGCUCGCUCUACUGCUCUGCUCCAAAGUCAGCUCCGACGAGGGUUCCAUACCGGGCGCAGAUUUGGCUCGAAUGAUAGACCCUGCCGAUCCUUUGCUUCUGCGUGUUACUACUGCUGCGCUGAGCAGAGUCAGCCAGUGGCUGUCUUAUCCGCACGCGGGCUCUUCUCCAGCGUCCACUCUCCACGGCUCUGGCUCCAACUCGAAGUCGGCCAGGAAGAGGCGCAAAUACGAAUCGGACGAUGCGACUGGAAGUGUACUGGUCGGAACAGCUGCGCAAGAUGGACCUAGAAGUGGCAAAUUGAGAUUGUUGAGGGAGGAUGAACAGGCGACGUCGGUGGCGUGCGUGGAUAUUCUUUGCGCGCUUUCAUCUCCACUCGACACGGAUCUGACACCCGAGCAUCGCAAGCUCUCACACGCCGCAGCGCAGGUUAACAUCGCCCUUGGACUCCUUUCCCUCUCGACAGGCCACACAUCCACCACAACUUCCACAGCGAGCAACGCAAAUGCUCAGAUUGCCAAAGGAGCUCUGCGAUACUUGCAGCACGUACUGAGCGACGCCUCAUCGGCUUUAUUGUCCUUGGCUCUGGCUCACGUGCCCAGCCUUGCUACCAGAGCGUUGCAGUACCCGCACGCAGAGGUCAGACUAGCAGCGACGGAGCUCUCCAAGGUAUUGGAAACGGUCAUCAAUCCUAGACUGCCCCCAAGGCUCGCAAGAGCAGCGGACGAGAGACCAACGGAAUGGGAUGCGGAUGCGGAGAUGGAGGACUUACGCAUGGUGGAUGCCGACGAGGCCGCUCAGCAUAGGAUCGCUCUCGAUGCGGUUCGAAGCGUGGGAUUGACCGACGAUCGGACUCGAAGCUCCAGCUGGACUCCUCGCGCUGUUAAGAUCGAAGAUGCGUCCCAACUUCCUGAGCCUGCGGCGCAUACACAAGGUGAAGACUUGGUGGAUGCACAUUUCCCGCAGCAAAUACCGUCUUCGUCGGCGAUCUCGAGGACACUCUCGCAAGGUGCUCCGCACAGCAGCCCUCCGUUGUCCAAAGCGAAGGAGGAUAAUUUGGAGCCUGUCAAACCGCACACGCGAGCCCCUACGCCCACCAUGGGGUCUCCCUCGCUAGCCAGCAAUAGGCGCAUCUCCAUCUCUCCGGAAAGAGUGGCGAGCGCUUUGGGCAGUAGCAAUGUCAGUGCGAGUGCGCAGAUCUUUGCUACGAGCAGGAGUGCUGCUGCUGCUGCUGCUGCUGCCAGCAGGGAGAGAGAUGCCUCGCCAGCGUCCCCCUUGGCCAAGAGUCGGAAGGAUGUGCAGCUCGCAUCAUCGCAGACGGACGCGGACAUGCUCACUGCCGAGAUGUCUCGCACCACUAGCAGUCAUUCUCAGCGCUCUCCGCAGCUUCUGCACCGCUCUGAACAGACGCGUUCACAGCAAGUGCUGCAAGGGGCGAGGGACAGCGAUGAAGAUGAUGACGAUGAUGAGGCUAUGCCCACUUUGGACCUCAGAUCUUCCGAUGAGGAGAGCGAAGAAGAAUGAAGCGAGCUGCACCGUGGCGUGCCGUGUCGCGCAGCGCCAUAAUUGAGACAUCUCUAGGCGUAUGUACAAGCACACAUGGUCUAGCUCUGCCUUUUGAAGAGUUGGAUCGCUGCGCACCUCUUGCGUGUAUCUGUUUCCAUCGCAUCAUCAGCUCGUCGGAGCUUUCGUUUCGCAAUCACAGUGCGAUAAAAUGCAGACUGACGCAUCGCCUUAUGGAUACAUUUGUGCUGUGCCCUUUUUCUUCUCCAAGAUGGCUGAUUGGUUGCCCGAGCUUUGAGAUUUGGCCUACAAGAUGAAGGAGUAGAGAGUGGUUUACAGCGAGCAGUCAUCGGUACUGCAGAGCACGACGGCAUUCGUCGCUGAUGGUCAGCGAAGCGCCGUGU
Messenger RNA from Ceraceosorus guamensis, 3501 nucleotides. RefSeq lists its product as hypothetical. Lineage: Eukaryota; Fungi; Basidiomycota; Exobasidiomycetes; Ceraceosorales; Ceraceosoraceae. The record is from RefSeq and is a predicted model, not a curated record. Bases 173 to 3118 code for a protein of 981 amino acids. The transcript has 2 exons.